This is a messenger RNA of Diabrotica balteata, 2476 nucleotides long. Lineage: Eukaryota; Metazoa; Arthropoda; Insecta; Coleoptera; Chrysomelidae. The record is from the annotation of a GenBank genome assembly.
UAACCUAAUUUUUUCAAACUCAAAACUCUCACAUGUACUGAAAUGCAAAAUCUAUUAAUAUGGGAAAAGAUCAAGAAGUAAAAUCACACUCAAAAAGGAAAAUAAAUGAAGCUACAGAGCCAACACAAUUAAGUUCUAAAGAUGAGGACCUGCUUAAUAUUAUAAAUAGUGAAGAUGAUAGUACAGAUGAAGAUAUGGAUUCUGAGAAUGAAGAUUCAGAUGAAGAAGGUUCCAAUGAAGAAGACAGUGAAGGAACAGGAGAAGAAAGUGACGAAGAUGAAGAUGAAAAUGAUGAUAGUGAAGUAAAUGAAGAUGAUAGUGAUGAUACAUUUGAGGAUAGUGAUUCUGAGAAUAGUGAUUAUUUAGAUGAAGAUACUGAAGAUAAUAGUGAAGGUAUAGAUGGAGACGAUAUAAAACAUAAUGGUAUCAUACAUGAAGCUUCAACUGAAAUAAAAAAGAAUGAAAAGAAAAUACCACAAUCUAGUGGAGAAGCAGUUAAAACAAGAGGGGAUACUGUCAAUGAAUAUGCAGAACAUGAUACAUCAGAUGAAGAAGAUGUGAGAAACACUGUUGGAAAUAUACCCAUAAAUUGGUAUGAUGAAUAUAAACAUUUAGGAUAUGAUUGGGAUGGUAACCAAAUAUUAAAACCAGAAACAGGGGAUCAACUUGAUGCCUUCUUGAAAAAAAUGGAAGAUCCGGACUUUUGGAGAACUGUUAAAGAUCCACAGACAGGCCAAGAUGUUGUACUUAGUGAAGAUGACAUUAAUUUAAUCAAGAGAAUUAAAGCUCAAAAAAUACCUGAUGUGACCUUUGAUGAAUAUGCUCCUUGGAUAGAGUGGUUUACAAGUGAAGUGGAGCAAAUGCCAAUAAGAAAGUUUCCAGAGCAUAAAAGAUCAUUCCUUCCUAGUAAGCAUGAAGCAAAACAAGUAUCAAAGCUAGUUCAUGCUUUAAAGAUGGGUUGGAUAAAAACUAGGGCAGAACAGGAGAAACUUAGAGCUAAAAAAGAGCCUCAGUUUUAUAUGUUAUGGCAGACUGAUGAUCAAGCAGAAGAAAUGAGAAGAAUAUAUAAACAUAUAUCAGCUCCAAGACGUUUAUUACCAGGUCAUGCUGAGAGUUACAAUCCACCACCUGAAUAUCUCUUUGAUGAAAAAGAACUUAAACAAUGGAAUAAGUUAAAAAAUGCACCUUGGAAACGAAAGCUGCAUUUUAUACCUCAAAAAUAUGACUCUUUAAGAAAAGUUCCAGCAUAUCCUCGGUUUAUCAAAGAGAGAUUCUUAAGAUGCCUAGAUCUCUACUUAUGCCCUAGAACUAUAAAAAUGAAACUGAAUAUUGAACCAGAAUCACUUGUACCAAAAUUACCGAGUCCAAAAGAUUUACAACCAUUUCCCACGGUUCUUGCUCUGGAAUAUAAAGGUCACACUGAUAUGGUAAGAAGUAUUAGCUUGGAUAAAACAGGGCAAUACCUACUUAGUGGCUCAGAUGAUUUCACUGUGAAGAUAUGGGAAGUUAAUACUGGCAGAUGUCUAAAAACAAUAAAAACUGAUAAUAUUGUCAGGUCCGUUGAAUGGUGUCCAAACGCUGCAUUAUCACUUAUCUUAGUUGCAUCUGGACAGGAGGUUAUGAUAAUCAAUCCCAAUGUUGGUGAUUUUGUAGUGAACAGCAAAACAGAUACAGUUCUGCAAGAAGUACCACAAUCGGAUGUGGUUAUUCCAGAACGAGUCCGCACUGCUGUGCAAUGGUCUGAACCUGACGAUGAUCAAUAUAAACGUGGUAUUAGGUUAAAUUUAAAACACUUUAAAGAUGUUUCUCAAGUAUCAUGGCACGGAAAGGGAGAUUAUUUUGCAACAGUUAUGCCAGAAGGACAAAAUCGUUCUGUUAUUAUAUCACAAAUAUCCAAACGAAGAUCCCAACUACCAUUCACAAAAUCCAAGGGUCUUGUGCAAUGCGUUCUUUUCCAUCCUACAAAGCCUUUCCUCUUCGUAGCAACACAAAGGCACGUUAGAAUUUAUGAUUUAGUUAAACAAACUAUGCUGAAAAAAUUAUUAACCAAUUCUAAAUGGAUAUCAUGUAUGGCCAUUCAUCCAUUGGGAGAUAAUCUUUUAGUAGGAACUUAUGAUAGGAAAAUGUUGUGGUUUGAUUUAGAUUUGAGCACAAAACCAUACCAGACCUUACGACUACAUGGUACAGCAGUAAGAGGAGUGGCUUUCCACAAACAUUAUCCACUUUUUGCUUCUGGCUCAGACGAUCGAAGUCUUAUAGUGUCUCAUGGGAUGGUUUAUAAUGACCUGUUACAGAAUCCAUUAAUAGUUCCUUUAAAACGAUUACAAGAUCACGAUUCGUUUAAUGAUUUUGGAAUAUUUGAAGUACAGUUCCAUCCGUUGCAACCAUGGGUAUUUUCAUCAGGUGCAGAUAGUACUAUUAAGUUAUAUUCUAAUUAAAUUGUAAUAUUUUUUUACGUAAAAUACUGUUAUAAAUA